This is a messenger RNA of Dermacentor silvarum, 987 nucleotides long. RefSeq lists its product as uncharacterized. Gene Ontology annotation, molecular function: ATP binding; DNA helicase activity; G-quadruplex RNA binding. NCBI's taxonomy places the organism in Eukaryota, Metazoa, Arthropoda, Arachnida, Ixodida, Ixodidae. The record is from RefSeq and is a predicted model, not a curated record. The coding region runs from base 1 to 960 and encodes 319 amino acids. Gene Ontology annotation, cellular component: intracellular anatomical structure; cytoplasm; nucleus. The transcript has 5 exons.
AUGUCGGGUUCAACCAUUGCAGCCAAUGCACCACACCUGCCCGAUGACGAAAUCGAAGAGGAGGCAUCUGGCAGGGACGUGGUGCCCGACAACGCCGGUGCCGAAAGAACUGUUUACGACAUCUUGACAGGACGGCAGCUCACAGUGUCGAGCAAGUCCAAUCCCCGGAUAGACCGUGAGCUCAUGGCGAAGGUUGAGAAGUCGUGGAAGUACUACCAGCGUGCAAGACUACAGCUUCCAAUAUUUGCACGCAGUUCGGAGAAGCCCAGAUUACCAGGAGCAGAAAUUGCCGCGAGCAUGAUUGGCCUGGUCGUCGAGUGUGGCGCAGUGGCUCCUCCCGAUUAUAACCUCGGCGUCUUGGCCGGCCACCGGCAGGUCCACCCGCGUGACAAGGAGACGUGUGUGUUGACGAUGCUGAAGUGUAUCAAUCCUGAAAGUAACAGCAACAGGGACCGUGUGGUAACGCCAAGCAGCUGCCUUUGCAGAAUACACGUGAGGGAGGACAUUGUGAGUGCCAUCAACCGUAACCAUGUGGUGGUGAUCUGUGGCGAGACUGGAUCUGGGAAGACCACGCAGGCUGGCCAGUUCAUCUUCGAGGACUACAUUCGUGGAGGCCAAGGCUCUAGGUGCAAUAUCGUGGUCACCCAGCCAAGGAGAAUUGCAGCAAUCUCCAUGGCAAAGCAGGCGGCUCGCGAGCGGCACGAAGAGCUGAGCGACACCGUCGGCUUCCAUGUCCGUCUCACGAAGCAGCUGCUGACGAGCCGCGGAGGCAAACUCUUCUGUACAGGGGGCAUGCAGCUGCGGCACUGGCAGCAGAACGUCGAACUGCAAGGAUUGUCGCACGUCAUCGUUGACGAGGCCCAUGAACACGAUGUCUGUACCAACUUCCUGCUUGUGCUCCUUCGAGAGGUGCUCUCCAUGCACCGUACAUUCAAGGUGGGCUUUUCUUCAUUCUUGUAGCGACAUGCCUUCCAACUCUCCCCGAAC